AUGCGACCAGGUCAGAAAAGUCGAGUUGACUUUAACUUUGUUCUUUUGAUAACCGUUAGCAAGCUAAAAAAUGACUGACGGAGGAUAUUACGAUUAUCAACAGGUAGAGCAGAAUGCCUCCUUCCCAAGUAUGAACCCGUAUCGUGCACAAGAAAGCCAGCAUAAUUAUGAUAGUGCAGAAAGUAAACCACCUUCAGGGGCAGGACCCGGCUUCUAUCAGGACCAGUAUGGGGGUCAAAUGGACACAGGACAACAUGGAAUGGCAAUAGACCAACAACAAAUGACAUCAUCAACCAGUCAAGAUUAUGGCUCCAUGCUACCCCCCAGUGCUCUGAUGGCAGCCGCUGGUAGUGCAGGGGCCUAUGGGAUUACAGAUCCUGCUGUGUAUGCAGCAAUGAAGGCAGAAGGGAAACUGCCAAUGCCACCCACUCCACCAGGAAGCCCAGAAGACCCUAAAGAUCUUAGCCUACACGGUAUGGGUGCCAGCAUGGCUGCACAACACCUUCUCGCAAAACCAGUCCCCAUGAGACGACUGUCGGAGAAACGUAUUGCCCAGGCCAGGGCAUGUCUUGGAAAUGUAUCUAGCAUACACCACAACAAUGAUCCAUUAUUAGACCCAUCGUUAGGUUCUGCCCCAGCUCUUGCACACGCUGUUGCCAUCAGCCAGCAGUCACAGAAACGUCCCCGCAGUGAGAAGAAACCAAUCCCUGAUGAUGCAAAAGAUGACAAGUAUUUUGACCGAAGAAAGCGCAACAACCAGGCAGCUAAAAAAUCAAGGGAUGCUCGGAAAGCCCGGGAAGAUGAAAUCGCUAUUAGAGCCAGCUUCUUGGAAAAAGAAAAUGCAAUUUUACGCGCUCAAGUGGCCACACUACGAGAAGAAGCAAAUUCUCUGAGACAAUUACUGCUUCAGAAGAGGUCACGUCCAUAAAAUUCUCUAAUGUGUUAGGCACAACUGUAUCAUAGUGUAUAUAGUCAUCAUUGCAUAUAAGAAGGCUUCUCCAGGCCUGUGUCACGAACACUCAACUCUGACCUACAAUGCCAUUGGUUGAAUGUCUUAUAUAGGCCAGUUAAGACCCAAUUGCCCAAUUAUCAUGGGUAUGGUCAAAUCUGACUUGACACUGAAAACCAAAGAUUUUUCACACAUGAAAAUGAAAGAUUUUCUAUGUAACACAUACAUAUAUGUUUUUACUUUUAAAGUGCACUAAUGUACGCUACAGUACUUAAAUACAGUAAAACCUGUCUAAAGUAACUCCUGAGGCUAAAAAUUUACUCUGAGAGAUUUCUUUACAGAAGUAGGUUUUACUGUAUUACCUGUUUACUGUUCUUUAGUGUGGUCUGAGCAUGAAAUCUACCACAUACGAUUUACUGUAUAUUUCAGUAAAACCUAUAAGGCAUGAAAAUAUAUGAGCU
Molecule: messenger RNA, 1410 nt
Organism: Owenia fusiformis
Lineage: Eukaryota; Metazoa; Annelida; Polychaeta; Sabellida; Oweniidae
Source: the annotation of a GenBank genome assembly